This is a messenger RNA of Penicillium macrosclerotiorum, 921 nucleotides long. Its product is annotated as TMEM199/VMA12 family protein. Gene Ontology annotation, cellular component: endomembrane system. The record is from RefSeq and is a predicted model, not a curated record. Gene Ontology annotation, biological process: vacuolar proton-transporting V-type ATPase complex assembly. NCBI's taxonomy places the organism in Eukaryota, Fungi, Ascomycota, Eurotiomycetes, Eurotiales, Aspergillaceae. Bases 1 to 921 code for a protein of 306 amino acids. The transcript is spliced from 2 exons.
AUGGUCCUCCUCGUGGCGACAGAUCGCAUCCUCACAGCUCUCAAUGCUGUCCCGGCUUCGAGCCGCCAGGAUCUUGAACUACCGACUGAGCUCGAGCUCCACGGCCCAAUCGCUCAUGAGCAACUCCUCCGUCUAUCUAAACACCUCCAAGACACCAACUACACCCCAGACUCGACCAACCACGCCUCCACAAUCCUCAACACGCUCCUCCGCGGCACGAAAGUCUAUGUGCCACCACCUCUCAAAAAGCCCGAACCCAGCCCCGAGUACCUCGCCUCAAAAGCGCGCCUCCUUGCCGCCGCCGAAAAACAAGCCUACCAGCGCCUCCUCAACCCAGCCUACACACCGACCCCAGACCAUGCCGACCCGCACUCUACCCUCGCCGCCACCGACUCCAUCUCCGCCGAAGACACCCUGACGCCCUCGCUCGUGGUGAACAUCUUUCUCUCAGUGCUGAUCACCGGCUUCAGCGUGUACUGGGCACUAACGAAAUUCACGAUGCCGGCAAUCCUGGCCGUGCGAUUCGCGGCAUGGACGGGGCCGCGCGGAGAUGCGGCGCCGUCGGGCGGAGCGUCGGACGCGGUGCGCGUGCUGGUCUCGCUGUUUGCGGCGCUAACGGUCGCCGUCGCAGAAUCGUUCUUGUAUUUUGCGUAUUUGGGGAAGGUGGAGAGGGCGCGGGGAAAGGAGAGGAGAGUGAAGGAGCGGAAGGAGUUUGUGGGGGUUGUCGAGGGAGUCGAUACGUGGGAGGAAGUCAGGGUGGAUGAGAGGGAAGAGAUAAAAGAGGAGAUUUGGGGGAAGGGAGUAAAUGGAGGCGUGCGGAGGCGCGUGCGGGAGAAGUGGGAGAAGGAGAAUGAAGAGAAGGAGAAAGAGAAGGAGAAAGAGAAGGAGGAUGAGAAGGGUGGGAAGAGCAAGAGCUUAUGA